Exserohilum turcica Et28A is the source of this 1353-nucleotide messenger RNA. RefSeq lists its product as uncharacterized. Bases 37 to 1257 code for a protein of 406 amino acids. The record is from RefSeq and is a predicted model, not a curated record. The transcript has a single exon. NCBI's taxonomy places the organism in Eukaryota, Fungi, Ascomycota, Dothideomycetes, Pleosporales, Pleosporaceae.
CGACACCAACCAUAGCAGAUUUAUUCACAGUCCAAGAUGUUUUCCAGACAAGCAACACAAAACGCACGCUGUGCAGCUCGCUGUGCACGUCGCCCAGCAGCUCGCGUGGCAAACCCCCAAUACCGCGCCCAGCAGCCGCGUUUCCAAUCUACCCAGUCUGGCAACUCGGGUCCCGGUUCACAUGCUGCCAUUGGUGCUGCCUCUGGUGCUCUUGCCGCAGUCACGGUCGGUUACAUCUUCUACAGACAAUCGGGCGCCCGCGACGUGGUCAUGGCCUCGAAGACUGCACAAGGCUACGUCAAGUCAGCUUCACAAAAGAUCAAGGAGCAGACACCCGAGCCAAACGAAGCGCUACAGUGGCUGCGUCAGGCCGCGCAGAGUUACGCCGCAUUCAUCCCCGGCGCUAGGGGCUAUGUCGACUCUGCCUUUGACGACCUCGACGCCAUCCGGGCCAAGCACGGCAACGAAGUUGACCAGAUUGUGCGUGAGGCAUACGAAGAGAUGCGACAGGUGCUCGGAAAGGGCGACAUGAGCCUCGUAACCGCACACAAGACGUGGGACGUGAUUACCAAGCACAUGAGCCGCAUUGCUGACCUUGCUGGCGAUGCGUCGCAGCAAAUCAUGGACAACCACCCCCAGCUGAAGGAGAGGUUGGGGGGCAACAUCGACAAGCUCAAGGAGUACGGUGAUAAAUACGGUCCGGAGGCAAAGAAGGAGGUGGACAGGACAUGGCAGCAGAUCAGCGACGUUGUCAAGACUGGUCUGAGUGCGCAAAACAUUGAAAAGAUCAGAAGCCUGGUGCAGGAGAAGAUGGACAAACUGAACAAGAUGGGAGACGAGGCGUGGAAAAAGGGCAUGGAGCAGGCCAAGCCGUACCUGGACAAAAACCCGCAGGUCAAGAAGCUUGUGGAAGAGAAUGCCGAUGCACUCAAGGGGGGUAAUGUUCAGGAGCUGUACCAGCGCGUCAAGUCGGCCGUCGAGAAGGGAGACACGGGCGAUCUCGAGUCAUAUGUGAAAAAUGCCGCAGGCAAGGCCAAGGAUGCGGGCUUUGGCGACUACGAACAGUACCUCAAGAAGAUGCCCGGCGGCGACCAGAUUCUGCCCAAGCUGAGCCAGCUCCAAGAGGUAGCCCAGAAGCACGGUGACGAGGCACAGAAGAUCCUCAAGGACGCAGUCUCUGAAAUCUCGGACAUUCUGCAAAAGAAGGGCGACGAGGCGUCCAAGUUGGCGGAGAAGGCUAAGCAGGACUCGAAAUAGAGAGGUGGUUUGUGGGGCUGAGCAUGGAAUGAGGUGUGAUUGAUAUCCUAAUGCAUUGUCAGCGCUGAGGGCAGGAAUAGAGACGAUUGAUUGAUU